This is a messenger RNA of Aspergillus sclerotioniger CBS 115572, 714 nucleotides long. Its product is annotated as catabolic 3-dehydroquinase. The record is from RefSeq and is a predicted model, not a curated record. NCBI's taxonomy places the organism in Eukaryota, Fungi, Ascomycota, Eurotiomycetes, Eurotiales, Aspergillaceae. Bases 1 to 714 code for a protein of 237 amino acids. The transcript has 2 exons.
AUGGUCUACAACAUCACCGAGAAAGAAACCCAGCCCACCAUCUGGAGCCACAUCAACGGCCCCGAGGCCGACAUUCUCGAUCGCUACUGCGUCUCCGAGCUCUGCAAGGGGUGGCCAGUAUAUCGCGACGCCUCCGAAUGGAACCACUACCGCAACUUGUUCGUAAAGAACGGCGCAUUCGUCUUCACCACCUGGAGUGGCGGUCUUCCCAUCGAUGACUUCAUAUCCACGUCCAUCGAAGGACGCGCUAAUGGGGACCACAUCAUGCAUCGCGAGAAUGGAACGCUGGUCGACCUGAACCCGGCCACUAACCGCGCCAUCGGCAAGAUGAAGGCGACCAUCACGCAACGCUUCGACUGGGACGGUGUCGAGUUCGACGUGGAGUGCGACUGCCGCUUCAUCAACUUCUGCCUCAAGCAAGGAGGAGAUUGGAAAGUGGUCUAUAUCAAACUGUUCUACGAAAAGGACCGGGUCACUCCCGCGGAUGGCCAGACCGUGCCCAAGUUUGACCGGGCCGAGCUGGAGAAGUAUCCCAAGGGAUAUCAGUAUCUGGCCGUGGCUCAGGCGAAGCUGGGCCAUCCAAUCCUUAACAACCUGCCGACGAUGGACAAUGAAGCGUUCUUCAAGUUAUAUGAGGCGAUGGAUGCGUGGAUGGAGGGUCGACCGGUGGGGGAUUUAAUGGGCAUCCCUGAGGAUGCGUCGCCACGAUAUUAA